Messenger RNA from Penicillium manginii, 348 nucleotides. RefSeq lists its product as uncharacterized. Lineage: Eukaryota; Fungi; Ascomycota; Eurotiomycetes; Eurotiales; Aspergillaceae. The transcript has 2 exons. The record is from RefSeq and is a predicted model, not a curated record. Bases 1 to 348 code for a protein of 115 amino acids.
AUGGACGACCACAGAGUGGGAGCCGUGCUAUGGAGCAGCGGCAGCGACAACUGGAGGAAGGAGAUGGCGGACCAGGAGCGUCGCCGGGUGGGAAGAACAACGCCCUCUUCCCCCGGUCACGAACUCCAAUGGCUAAGCUAUGAAAGCCAUUGGACAUUACCAGCAAAGCAGACCACUGCGACAGAGAAGCCAUUCCUGGUGGUGUCUGCCAAGGCGGAGGCCGCACUUGCUAAGAAGCCUCAGCCGCGACAGAAAGUAGGUGUGCAUGUCGGCAGUGUCAAGGAUGGGAUGGCUGCGACAAGCAAGGAACCCACAUCGGCCUCAAUUCUGCAAAGCCCAGGGAUUUAA